GUUUUCUAGUAUAUCUGGAGAGAGAGGAGGCCAAGAGAAGAGACGAGAAGAGGGAUUUACAUUCGUCGAGCCCUCACCGCUCGCUCUCUCUUUAUCGCUUGCUAGCAAAUCUCCUUCGAAGAGGAUUCUCUGAAGCGGAGAAAAAAUGGGGCUUACCUUCACGAAGCUCUUCAGCCGUCUUUUUGCGAAGAAGGAGAUGAGGAUCUUGAUGGUCGGGCUUGAUGCGGCUGGUAAAACGACUAUCCUGUACAAGCUCAAGCUUGGAGAGAUCGUCACCACUAUCCCCACAAUCGGAUUCAAUGUGGAGACUGUGGAGUACAAGAACAUCAGCUUCACUGUUUGGGAUGUUGGUGGUCAGGAUAAGAUCAGACCUUUAUGGAGGCACUACUUCCAGAACACUCAGGGCCUUAUCUUUGUUGUUGAUAGCAAUGAUAGGGAUCGUAUUGUUGAGGCGAGGGAUGAGCUCCAUCGGAUGCUAAAUGAGGAUGAGUUACGUGAUGCUGUGUUGCUUGUGUUUGCAAACAAACAAGACCUUCCUAAUGCAAUGAAUGCUGCUGAAAUUACUGAUAAGCUUGGCCUUCAUUCUCUGCGUCAGCGACACUGGUACAUCCAGAGCACUUGUGCGACCUCUGGUGAGGGGUUGUAUGAGGGGCUGGAUUGGCUCUCCAACAACAUUGCCAACAAGGCUUAAAAUUUUCAACGUUGCUGGGCAAAGGGUUUGAAAUAUAAUUCUGGGUUAUAUAUGCCUCUUGCAGUUGCGGUGGGUGUUUGGUGUAUGAUAGUCUUUUAGCCAUCAGUUUGUUGGCCAAGGAUCAUUUACCAUUCUUUUUUUUUUUUUCGUUUUUUCUAGGUUUCUUUCAUUUUGUUCUACUGUUCGGAACCUUUCUUUUUCUGUGAGCGUUGUAGUAAUUGACUUAUGCAGUCUGCAGAGUAGUGUUAUAUGAUCUUAUUACAUUUCCGUGGGUUG
Molecule: messenger RNA, 967 nt
Organism: Elaeis guineensis (African oil palm)
Lineage: Eukaryota; Viridiplantae; Streptophyta; Magnoliopsida; Arecales; Arecaceae
Gene: ADPRF
Product: ADP-ribosylation factor 2-like
Molecular function (GO): GTPase activity; GTP binding
Source: RefSeq, marked provisional